Dermacentor andersoni is the source of this 8107-nucleotide messenger RNA. RefSeq names its product cell adhesion molecule Dscam1-like. Gene Ontology annotation, cellular component: axon; plasma membrane. The record is from RefSeq and is a predicted model, not a curated record. Lineage: Eukaryota; Metazoa; Arthropoda; Arachnida; Ixodida; Ixodidae. Gene Ontology annotation, biological process: axon guidance; homophilic cell-cell adhesion; dendrite self-avoidance. Gene Ontology annotation, molecular function: cell-cell adhesion mediator activity.
GUCCGAGGCGAGAGGGGAGAGGCGGCGGAGGCCCUCGCCGGAGCCGCUGGCCUUCAAACGCGCUCCGGGCACCGGCACAGAAAGGCCGCGACGGCAGCGCACGUCUCAAGCUACGCCACCGCUCGGAACCCGAGCUGCACCGGCGAGCGCUGGGUUGCAGCGGCGCUCUCUGGCCCGAGGCUAGUGGCCGCCACGUGAAACGGCAACGCAUUUCCAGGCUCUGCACCGAGCGCGGUUCCGAGUGAGCGAUGUGUUGGUUCGGCGCUCGUUGACUGGGACGUGAUCAGCGUGUUGUCCUGACUCGCCCUGCAGCAAACAAUUUGGCACGCUGUGAACACUUUCUUCCGCUGCGCGCCUUGUCACGGAUUCUCGCGCAAUGCGUCAAUGUGCCAAUGCUGUGCGCUAAUCGUUGAACUCUAUCUUAAAUUUCUCUUCGGGUUCGAACGGCGGUAUGUUCGGUGAAUCUAAAGCACCUAACAUUUGACGCACGUGCUCAACCAGUGUCGACUCUGAGUGCUUCGUGUGCGCUGGCGAACGUGCUUCAUUCGGCGCUUCUUCUCAGGCUAUUGCCGGCGCUGGAUAGAUGGCGAAGCGGGUGCUGCCACCCGUUUAACUGUCCACUAUCAGCGUGAUGUCACCGCUUGGUGUCAGUCUCCGGGCAUGAACUCGUGCGCCUCCUCUUCUUUCUCGGCACCUUCCGGCGCAUUGUUUUGAACAGCUGUCGCCGUCGGUUGAUGAACAGUAUACAGUGGCCGUGUAAGACAGUGGAAAGCGGAGUAAUGAUCCCCUCGUUCCAGCUGCUGCUUGCUUUGUUAGCAUUCGCGAGGGCCGCUCGUGAAGAACGUCACGGUCCCGUUUUCAUCCGAGCGCCCCCUGGCCGAGUGGAGUUCCUCAACUCGUCCCAGACUGUGGUGCCGUGCGACGUGCAGGGCGUUCCUCGGCCCGACGUCUGGUGGUGGCGCGUCGGCUCCCAGGGACCCGCACCGGACAUUCCGGGUCUGCGUCACGUACGUGUGCAGGAUGGCGCGCUCGUCUUCUCGCCCUUCCGCGCCGAGGACUUUCGCCAGGACAUCCACGCCGCAGUGUACCGAUGCGGCGCGCGAAACAGCGUCGGCUCUAUCGUCAGUGGUGACGUCCAUGUCAGGGCGGCCGUGAACCAGGAGUUCGACGUGCAAGUGUACGACGAGUUCGUCAUCAAGGGCAACACAGGGGUGCUGCGCUGUCAGAUACCGAGCUACGUCAAGGAGUACGUCACCGUAACGUCGUGGGUGCGGGACGAUGGCCUCGUCGUUCACGCCGACUCUGAUUCCGGUGGUCGCUUCACGGUGUUCUCAUCCGGGGAGCUGCACGUCCGCAAGGUGGACCCGACCUCGGACAGCCACCGCAAAUACUACUGCCAAGCCAAGCACAGGCUCACCGGAAAGCUCUUCCGGAGCACAACGGUUGCCAGGCUUAUUAUCAUCGACACGCACGUGAACACGGCACCGAGGCUGACCGACCGGCGCCCCGUAGUGCGGGCGCGGCAAGGCGAGAACGUGAAGAUCCCGUGUGCGGCUCAGGGCUACCCUGUGCCCUCCUACUCCUGGCACCGCGUCGAAGGGGGGUGGCAGGUGGCCCUGGACUCGCCGGCGGGCCGUGUGUCGCAGGCCGACGGCACGUUGCUCUUCAGGCGCGCCCAGGUAUCGGACGGCGGCAAGUAUGUCUGCAUCGUCAACAACUCCAUCGGCCAGGAUCGCAUGGAGACGCAACUGGUGGUCACCGCCCCGCUGUCCGCAACGGUUCGCCCCCGGCGCACGCUGGCCACCGAAGGUGCGCCGGCCACCCUCAACUGUACCGCCACAGGCCACCCAGUGUCAUCGGUGGUGUGGCUUAAGAACGGACAGCCGGUGUCGUCUCGUGUCAAGAUGCUUACGCGAGAGACACUGCACAUUCCCAAUGUGCUACGCGACGACAAGGGCAUGUACCAGUGCUUCGCUCUUAACGACUACGACUGGGCUCAGGACACGGCCGAAAUCACGCUAGGUGAUGAUCCCCCAGUGCUGACCCAUCGGUUCACCGAGCAAACAGUGGACCCUGGAGUCCCAGUGUCACUCAAGUGCACUGCUACUGGUGCGCCGCUCCCACAGAUCACGUGGACACUGGAUGGGGAAGCCGUGGCAGAGACCAUGCGGCUGCGGAUAGGGGACUUCGUAACCAACGACGGCCAGGUGAACAGCUUCGUGAACCUGACGGCGGCGACAACAGAAGACGGCGGCCGCUACCAAUGCCACGCAAGCAACGACGCCGAAACGGUGUCACAUGGUGCGAGGCUGAACGUGCGAGGGCCACCUCUGGUGCGAGCCAUGCGCAACGUGUCUGUGCUGGCCGGCCGCACACUGAUGGUCCACUGCCCAGCCGCUGGUUACCCGCUCAGCCAGAUCCUCUGGUACAAAGGGGACGCCCGGCUGCCGCAGAGCAAGCGCCAGAGCGUGUUCCGGAACGGCACGCUCUCUGUUCAUCGGGUGGAGAGAAGCGGAGACGAAGGCGGCUACCGGUGUGUGGCCACGGGCCCCUCGGGGAAGUCUGCCUCGAGGGAUCUCUACGUCAGCGUCAUGGUGGCUCCCGUGGUGGGUCCGUUCUCGUUUCCCGCCAACUUGAAGGAAGGCAUGCGCGCCAUCGUCACCUGCUCGGUGCUGGAAGGGGACAGCCCCGUCCGCAUCCGCUGGCUCCGGGACGGAGCUCCCCUCGCACCCGACGGUAGAGACGUCAAGGUCGAAUCCAGCAACGAGUUCUCCUCUACGCUCUUUAUCAAAGAGGUGAGCUACAAUCAUCGGGGUGAAUACACGUGCGUCGCGUCCAACGCUGCGGCGUCUGCAAACUUCUCCUCCACGAUGGUCGUGAACGUGCCACCGCGGUGGAAAGUUGCUCCGAAAGAAAAAGCUGCAGUGGUCAGUGAAAACGUGGUCAUCGACUGCCAAGCAGAAGGGUCCCCUGCUCCACGGAUCUGGUGGGAGAAGUCGUCAGCUUCACGACCGUCCGAGUACAAAGUGAUCAUCAGCAACUCUCACAUACACGCUCUGGAAAACGGCUCGCUCAUGGUGCGUGAAGCUGAGCGCAACGACAGUGGGUUCUACCUAUGCCAGGCCAGCAAUGGCGUAGGAUCCGGAAUAAGUAAAGUCAUCGAACUAAAAGUCCAUGUGCCCGCCCGCUUUAAAAGCGCCUUCAACUCGAAGACUCUGCAGAAAGGCAACACGGCCCAUAUCAAGUGCGAAGUUUUUGGCGAGAAGCCCCUGGCUAUUGCCUGGAGCAAGAAUGGCCAACCUCUUGCACCAAAACAUGAUCAGAGAUACGACAUAAAAACCAGUGAAGCAGAAGAAAGCCUUACAUCGCAGCUUGAGAUACAAGCCGUCGACAGAAGAGACUCAGCGCUGUUUGCCUGUCUCGGGAGCAACAAACAUGGCCAAGAUGAAACCCGGACGCAGUUGAUCAUACAGGAAACUCCUGGCGCACCGUUCAAUGUACGAACUUCGGAUGUCACCAGCCGAUCGAUGGUGGUCACAUGGGACCAACCGUAUACUGGAAACAGCCACAUCACAUCGUACAGGGUGCAGAGCAAGACGUCAGGCAUGAAAUGGAGUGGCGAUAUCCGAGAGAACAAGGUGCAAGGAACCGUCACAACACUGACGCUCAGAGAGCUGCGGCCUACUACGGUAUACAUCAUUCGAAUCCAAGCUGAAAAUUCUUUGGGGGCUGGUGAUUACAGUCAAGAAGUACAGGUGACGACUGACGAAGAAGCACCUGAAGGCCCUCCACUAAACGUCCAAGCAACCCCGGUUUCCUCAACUACUCUCAAGGUGACAUGGCAGCCACCGAAAAAGGAGUACCAAAAUGGCCUGCUCAAAGGGUACUACGUGGGCUACAAGAAACAUGGAUCGUCAGAUACCUACGUCUACAAGACUGUCGACACAACAGGGAGUGCGAAAGAGGAGGCUCUGCUCACAUCACUGCAACGCUCCACAAAGUACACAGUGCUGGUACAAGCAUUCAACGAAAAAGGGACUGGUCCGCCAUGCGAGGAAAUCCAUCUUGAGACCUUUGAGAAUGAUCCACCGCCUCCACCAUCGAUGAGUGUCUUCAGCACCGGUUCUUCUUCAAUCCAGUUGCAGUGGAACUCGAACACAAAUGAUGAACCAACCAUAAUGGGUUACUACAUCUACAUCAAGGUUCAACAUGGCACGUGGGAGGAACAUCAGGUUCCUGCUCACCAGACAACACACACCUUUCAAGAUCUUCUCUGUGGAACAAAUUACCAGUUUUAUGUGGCAUCAUUCAACAAGAUGGGCAAGAGUGACCCCAGUGAAGUGAUGUCAGCAAAGACUCAGGGAGGACCACCAGUGGCACCCAAGCGUGAUGCCGUGCUCAGUGUGAAUGGUGCGACGCUAACGGUGCACCUGAGCAGCUGGAGUGCGGCGGGCUGCCCCAUCCAGUCUUUCACAGUGCAAUACCGGGUGCAGGAUGUGGGCGAGGAGGACUGGGUGCUCGUGUCUGACUCGAUUCCAGCCGAGCAAAAAGUGCUUGUGGUGCCCGACCUCGUGCCCGGGAAGUGGUACAUUCUACGUUUGGCGAGCCACAGCGAGGCGGGAACAACAGAACACGACUAUACCUUCAGCACUUUCACCAGAACUGGAGCUAGCAUUCCUCCCUUGAACAGCCUGGAGGGACGGAAGCCAGCAUUUUACAAGAGUGUCAGCAUCAUGGUGCCACUCUUGUGUGUCUUGGCUGUCAUCGUGCUCAUCGUGGCUGUACUGGCAUUCAUCAUACCACGGAGACGAAGACAGGCAGUGCCUAACCACUUCAUUGAUGCAUGCUCUGAAGACAAGAACCUGGAGGCAAUGAGCCUGUCCAUUCUUAAGCAGACUGGGAGCAGCCUGGAGAGUGCCAGCCCCAAUAAGGAGCAGCUCUACUAUCCCUCACCCUACGCCAUGGGUCAGGUGCAGGCACUCGGCAAGCAAGGGGGUGGCUGUACAGACGGGGAGGCAGCAGCAGCACAGACGCUCAAGAGAACGAGGCGGGAGCACAUCUACGAAGUACCUUACCCAAGAUGGCAAACUGAAGAAGACAACUACUCACAUAUGAGAGAUGGCACUCCAGCUCCUGUGUCCAACAUUUAUCAGACCCCUCGAAAAGCAGGCUUGGCAGCUAGGACAAAUUCGGACUCUGCUGCACAGCUAGCCAUGGAUGAACAGCGACUGUCCAGAGAAAGCAGAAACCAUAGAUUGGGUUUCAAGUCAUCUAGCCUAGCCUCUGACAAUCAUUCUGCUGCGGAUGACAGUGACAGCGAGGGAGCAGCGUACACAUUUCGCCUGACAACCAAUGGAAGCUACGGGGAUCAUCAAGAGAUGUCAGAGGCAGAGUGUGACAGGGAUCAGCACACAAGAGCCAAACACCUGGAAGCAUUGGGUAUUCAUGUCACUCCAGGCUAUGGCAUAACCUGAGACCUACUACAUUCAGAAGAUCUAAAAGAAGUGAGGGAGACGUGUGUGUGAAUCGCUUCAUCUCUCAUGGGUCGUCCUCACAAGACUGCACAGUAACUACACACUGCGCAAACUCUGCUGCAACCAGUGUGUGUUGGUGACAGUUGCGUCUUGCUCAUCAGCACUCCUGAAGCACCUAAUUUCAAGACUGCCAGGUGUGCUCUCAAGCUCGGGCGCGAGGACCUAAAGUGCUCUAAAUGGAAGCCUGCAUAUCGUGCCUCAGUGUGAUGAGACUGUGCUGCAUUUUUGUAUGUGAUUGAGGGAAAGAGAGUCUUUUGUCUUGUCAUGGGAAACUACAUGUUGCUGCAAUCUGCCACUGCUUUCACACUGCCGACUUUGUCCUUGGAGUAAUAAGGCUAUGCCCCAAAGUCAGUCUGUCAUGAGGGAUGUCGUAAGAGGGCGGAAUGUCCUCUUGAUUGCUUUGGACCAGCUGGGGCUCAUUAAAGCAGGCACCAUCCAGUGAUUUUAAACAUGGAAAAUAAUGACCGUAUCGAAAAGUCACUUUCAUUAUAGUACCUAGAUUUAUUGAAGCAACAUGGCUAGAAAGCAUUAUUGGCUUUGCAAUUAAAGAAAAUAUUCUGGUUUUUACUGAAAUUUUCACUAAAGCACUAACUCACAACCUGUCAAUGUUUCAUAUUGAGGUGCCAGGUUUCUCUGUCAUGUUCUUGUGAUCUUUGAACAUAUUAAGCUUUGCAGGCUUUUUUUUUAUUUUUUUACUUUCGAAGCUUGCCUUUAGGUUUCACACAUCUCUUUUUCCACUUGUCCACCUUCUACAUCAUGAAAGCACUAACACAUAUACUUUCGGGUAAAAAAAACAAUACUGAUAUCAUAGGAAAGCUAUUAUAAUAGUAUAAACUAUUUAGUGCAUUCUGAGGCUUGCGUUAUUCUUUCUAUAGUUUUGAAGUACCGGGCCAUCAUUCAACAAAAAAAAGGGAAGCCUAAAAUUUAAUUUCAGUACUCCUGUCCCGGCUUUUGCAACAAAUUAUUAUUUUAUCUUUCCACUGUGUCACUGCACAAGCUUCUCACUAUAGCAUACUGCACAUUGGUGACGUCUGGCUGGUUAAAAUUCAACAAAUGGAAAAAAUUGAGUUCAGCAUUCUUGUGGGAGAGCCCAACACUUAGCAUUCCCUUUUGAAAAGCCUGGAUAACUGUUUUUCUUAAUUGUUGUAGUUGAACAACAUUCAUUCAUUCAUUUUUUUAUGCCGAGUCCGGGCCUUAACCAUGAGUGCAUAGACAUAUUCCUUGUUAAGACAAGAAAAAAGAGAAGAAACACUGUAUGAGAGCAAACCAAAGUUCACUUUCAGUACACAAUAAGUGAAAAAUAACUAAUGAAUGUACCAACGCAGCAUUGCACUAACAAAGCAAUGCAUACGAGUGAUUACCAGAGGUUUGAAAGUGUUCAGCGGCACUCUAAAGGCAAUGGAUUAAUGGUAUGGACGGUUCUGGUAAAAAAAGCUAGUUUUCUAACAUGUCUGAGUGAUUAGUUAAGUCUGCAACCUUUUCGGAGUGAACUAAGCACAUGGAAUACAGUAUUUAACAGGGCCAUGUCCUUGGCAUCUUUUGGCAUGUAGCACAAUGUCAACAAUUAAAUAAAACAUUGACUUAGAAGGGUCUAUGCAGACUGUGGUAUAUACUGGUGCUUUAAGGAAGUUUAGUCCAGAACAUGCAAGAUAAGAUUUUGGAAGGUGUUAACAACUGUUAACUUACAUAAAAAAUUAACUGUUGUCAUCUUGUUCAACAUAGGCCUCUGCUAUGUAGCAGGCACCAUAGCCAACACAAUUUCAACUUGCAUUGAAAAAAGCCUUUUGGGAUAAUUUUCACGCCUGUGUUUGUAGUCUCCCUUACAAUGUGCUACACAAGUUAUGUACAAAAUUAUGAGAAACUGUAAGUAUAAUCUGUGCACUGUAAAGACAGUGCCUGAAAAGGAUGGAGGAAGAUAAGUCUUUUUUUGGCAUACACAGUGCAGCUCACCAAUGCCAAUUGUCCAAUGACUCCAGACAAAAAUGAUUCCCUUCUCUCAAAUUCUUGAAAUUAAUGGUUUUGCAGUCUUACAGUUGCACAUUCUUCACAUGCUUGCUGAUAUUUGCAAGUAGUUUAUUAUGUGCAUGCAACAAGAAUGUGAGGCACAAAUCAACAAGUGGGUCGACAGCAUGUGAAAGCUAUAUAGUGGAUGCAUGUUUGAUAUUUUCGUAAAGGAAAAGGUUGCUCGAUCUUUUGUAAAUAUGUACAGAAGUCAUGUUAUAUUUCGUCAAGCAGACCAUGUUUUUAUAUACAGUGUACAGAAAAGAGGAUGUUGGCAGCUAGGAUGUUAACAUUUGUUUUGCAUCAAAGAUGCCAAAUAUACUGUUUGCUGUUGUGAAGCAUAAUAGUAGGCAUUUCUUUAAAGUUAAAUCUUUAUUUGUUAUUGUGCUAGUCAUUGUGACAGUUGACCUUACAUGCACUUAUCAGAUAAGACUUGUUGAAUGAAUAUACAUCUUUUUUUUUUUUAAAUUGUGAUGGAACUUCAUGUUACUGGAGUGCUUCGUGUUAUGGUGUCUUUUCAGGGCCGGAAUAAUGUCUGCAUUGCCUAAAUAAACCCCUGCAUUGAGAAUUUA